Molecule: messenger RNA, 2796 nt
Organism: Plasmodium vinckei vinckei
Lineage: Eukaryota; Apicomplexa; Aconoidasida; Haemosporida; Plasmodiidae
Product: AP-1 complex subunit beta, putative
Exons: 8
Coding region: 1-2796 (931 amino acids)
Biological process (GO): vesicle-mediated transport; intracellular protein transport
Cellular component (GO): membrane coat; clathrin adaptor complex
Molecular function (GO): clathrin binding
Source: RefSeq, a predicted model, not a curated record
AUGUCGGAUUUACGAUAUUUCCAAACCACCAAAAAAGGGGAAAUCCACGAGCUCAAAGAAGAGCUUCAUUCAAGUCAUAAGGAAAAAAAAAAAGAAGCCAUAAAAAAAAUAAUUGCUGCAAUGACAGUAGGUAAAGAUGUAUCGAUGCUUUUUUCUGAUGUUGUAAAUUGUAUGCAAACAUCAAACAUUGAAUUAAAAAAAUUAGUAUAUCUAUACGUAAUAAAUUAUGCUAAAGUACAACCCGAACUAGCCAUCUUAGCAGUUAAUACUUUUAGAAAAGAUUCAUCAGAUCCUAAUCCUUUAAUAAGAGCAUUAGCAAUUAGAACUAUGGGAUGUAUAAGAUUAGAACAAAUAACAGAAUAUUUAAUAGAACCUUUAAGAAGAUGUUUAAAAGAUGAAGACCCAUAUGUUAGAAAAACAGCCGUUAUAUGUAUUGCAAAACUUUAUGAUAUAUCACCAAAAUUAGUAGAAGAAGAAGGAUUUAUAGAUACACUACUUAACAUUCUAGAUGACAAUAAUGCAAUGGUAGUAGCCAAUGCAAUUAUUUCUUUAACCGAUAUUUGUGAAAAUUCAAAUAAAACUAUAUUAAAAGAUAUUAUAAAUAAAGAUGAAAAUAAUGUUAAUAAAUUAUUAAAUGCUAUUAAUGAAUGUGUUGAAUGGGGUCAAGUUUUUAUUUUAGAUGCAUUAGUUUUAUAUGAACCCAAAAGUAGUAAAGAUGCAGAAAGAGUUCUAGAAAGAAUAUUACCUAGAUUAUCACAUGCAAAUUCAGCAGUUGUCUUAUCAUCAAUCAAAGUUAUAUUAACAUUAUUAGAUAAAAUAAAUGAUAAAGAAUUUAUUAAAAAUGUUCAUAAAAAAUUAAGUCCAUCCUUAGUUACUUUAUUAUCUUCAGAACCAGAAGUACAAUAUAUCGCAUUAAGAAAUAUUAAUUUAAUUACUCAAAAGUUUCCUAACAUGCUUUCCGAUAAAAUUAAUAUGUUUUUUUGUAAAUAUAAUGAACCAGCUUAUGUUAAAAUGGAAAAAUUAGAUAUUAUAAUCCGAUUAGUUACAGAUAAAAAUGUUGAUUUAGUUUUAUACGAACUUAAAGAAUAUUCAACAGAAGUAGAUGUCGAAUUUGUUAAAAAAAGUGUAAGAGCAAUAGGAAACUGUGCAAUCAAAUUACCACAAUCUAGCGAAAAAUGUAUAAAUAUACUUCUCGACCUUAUCGACACUAAAAUUAGUUAUGUAACACAAGAAUGUGUUGUUGUUAUUAAAGAUAUAUUUAGAAAAUACCCAAACAAAUAUGAAAGUAUUAUAACUAUAUUAUGUGAAAAUCUAGAAUUACUUGAAGAAUCAAAUGCAAAAGCAUCACUUAUUUGGAUCAUUGGAGAAUAUGUUGAACGAAUAGAUAAUGCUCAUGAAUUGAUAGAAUUGUUUUUAGAAAAUUUUGUUGAUGAACCAUAUAAUGUUCAAUUACAAAUAUUAACAUCUAGUGUUAAAUUAUUUUUAAAGUCAUCGAAAAAUACAAAAGAUAUAAUUACUAAAGUUUUAAAACUAUCGACAGAAGAAAGUGAUAAUCCAGAUUUAAGAGAUCGAGCAUAUAUUUAUUGGAGAUUAUUAUCUAAAGAUGUUGAAGCAGCAAAAAAAAUUGUACUUACUGAAAAACCACCAAUACAUGAAGAUAAUGUUAUUACAGAUGCUAAAUUAUUAAAUAAACUUAUCAAAAAUAUUUCUAUGCUCUCAUCAAUAUAUCAUAAACUACCAGAAACUUUUAUUGUCAAACAAAAUAAUAAUGACAAUGAUACUAAUUCUCUUUAUGAUGAAAAUGAUGAAACAAAUGAUGAUAACUUUAAUUUAUCGAAAAUUAAAAAAAAAAUGGAAAAACAAAAAUACGAUACUAGUUCAAGUCCUAAUAGAAAAUCAAAUCAUUCUGGAUCAUCUAGUGCAUCCUAUAAUAAUUCAUCCGAUUCAGAUGAUUAUAAAGAUGAUACAUAUGACAAUAAAAAAAAUAUUGAUUUAAUAGAACUUAAUGAAGAUGGAAAUAUUAAUAACAACAAUCCCGAUGAUUCAAAACAAAAAAAAUCACAUCCUCCAGUUAAACUAACACAAGUUUUAACCCCUGAAGAUGCUGGUCUUAAAGGCCAACGCGGUCUUUCCAUAAUGGCGUCCAUCAAUCGUGUCGAUGGCAAGAUAUGCUUAAAAAUCGCUGUAACCAACCAGACCCCAAACCCUCUCAUCGUUUCUGGAGUUCAAAUAAACAAAAAUUCAUUUGGCUUGUCGUCACCUAAUCCGAUUGAAAAUCAGAAUAUUUUCAUGGGGGAGGCAAAAGAAAUCCUUGUCACACUAGCCCCUAACAUGCUGAACUCCAACACACCUCCCACCUACCCAUUGCUCUUACAAGUUGCUAUAAGAACCAAUCUUGACAUAUUUUACUUCAAUGUGCCAUAUGACAUUUUCAUAGUUUUUGUUGAAAACUUUAAUAUGGAAAAAGAUAUUUUUAAGAAAAAAUGGAAACUUAUUGAAGAUUCGAAAGAGAGCAUUUUGAUGGCCACAAGCCCCAUCGUAAUAACAUCAGACAUAUUGAUAAAGAGAAUGAAAAUUUUCAACAUCAAUUUAAUAGCUCGAAGAGCAUCAAAUAAUAUGGAAAUGUACUAUUUUGCAUGUUUAACAACAAACAACUUAGUCAUAUUAAGUGAAGUAAUAAUUCAAGAGGAAAAAAGAACCGUUAAAUUAUGUGUUCGAACAGAUUCAAUAUCAGUCAUCCCCCUAUACAAGAUGUUAUUUAUUAAAGCCUUUUCCCUCACAGUAUCACACUCUUAA